Kwoniella shivajii is the source of this 672-nucleotide messenger RNA. RefSeq lists its product as uncharacterized. The transcript has 8 exons. Gene Ontology annotation, molecular function: zinc ion binding; carbonate dehydratase activity. The record is from RefSeq and is a predicted model, not a curated record. Lineage: Eukaryota; Fungi; Basidiomycota; Tremellomycetes; Tremellales; Cryptococcaceae. Gene Ontology annotation, biological process: cellular response to carbon dioxide; cellular response to oxidative stress. The coding region runs from base 1 to 672 and encodes 223 amino acids.
AUGUCUGGUCAAUCAAGUCUUGCUUAUCCCGAAAUGGCAGAUUUAUUCAACCGAAAUGAUAAGUGGGCAGAAGGAGUACGAAAACGUGAUCCUACUUUCUUUCCAAAACAUUUCCCAGGUCAAAGACCCGAAAUCCUCUGGAUCGGCUGUUCUGAUGCUCGUGUACCUGAAACUACUAUAAUGGGAUGUCAACCAGGGGAUGUAUUCGUCCAUCGAAACAUCGCAAAUUUAUAUUCCCCUCAAGAUGAUUCUCUCAACGCAGUGAUGAUGAUCGCUUUGCAGAACUUCAAGGUAAAACACAUCGUGAUCACUGGACAUACGAAUUGCGUAGGAUGUACAACAGCAUUAAACGUAUCGAGACUCCCUUUAACUCCAGCCACCACUUCUCUUCAACGGUAUAUUCAACCAUUGGCGACUUUAUCUCGAACACUCUUUACUGCAGAUGGUCCCCCUACAUUAGAUUUAUUAGUCGAGGAAAAUGUACUGCAGCAAGUCAAAAAUCUAUCUGAAUGCGAUGUCGUUAAAAACGAUUGGAAUAAAAGAGGUACCGAUGGUGUCAGAAUUCAUGGAUGGGUUUAUCAUCUUGAAAAUGGCACAAUUCGAGAUCUUGAUUGCUCCAUCGGUCCACCUGGCCAUGUUCCAGGUCAACGAAUGGUCAAGAACUACUUCUGA